AUGGACGAAGAAACAACCCGCAGGCUCCAGAAAGACUUGGCGGAGGCACGUGCCGAGAUCGCGAGGCAGAAAAAACGCGCCGACGACGAGGAGGCAGCUCGUCUGGCUGAAAAGAAACGCGCCGACGACGAAGUGGCAAAAAACGAGAACACGGCCUACCUAAGGUACCUGCACAACAUCCAGACGCACAUCCCCCCGAUCCUCCGCGUCGAGACGAACCGCCAGCGAGCGGCACUCGGCAAGGCCGCCAACGCGAACGGCAAGAUGCUGCAGAUUCUCUUCGGCGACGCCUUUCACUUCCCGUCCUUCAACGACUCCAAGUCCGUCGCGAAAAACCUGUCGCCCGGCAAGCGGCGAGACGAGCAAUAUAUCCGGCCGUCUGUGCGCGCGUACCUCGAGACGCCCUCAAUGCUGAUUGUCAACACGUUCCUACGGCUCACCGACGACCCCCAGUACCGCGGGCUCGAGUUCCAGUUCGGCAACAAUGCCUACGGCACGUCUGCGCGGAAGAAGACGAGCAGCGUGCCCGACGUCGACGAACCCGACGUCGAACGCCGUAGCCGCAGCCAAAGCCUUAGCCGCAGCCGCAGCCACAGCCACAGCCACAGCCACAGCCUCCAUAGCAGCCCGUCUCCCUCCAAACGCAAGUUCGACAGUGCGACAGCGCUGGUGCCCGACCGCUGGGGCCUGCGUCUGCGACGAAACGAGUCCGACGACGACGACGCCGAGUUCUCCGAGAGCAUUCUGCCGGGCGAGUACAAAGCUGCGCACAAAAUCCGCGGUGACCACAUCCGCAACAUCUUGGGCAACCCCGACGUGCCUCCGGCCGAGGCACUCGUCGGCGUUUGCGCAGAACGCCGUCGCAUUGCCGGCAACAGCGGUAUCGGUAUCAGCAGUGAUACCGGUGACGAAAGCGACAACAGCGGCAGCGUCGACGGAAAGCAAAAAACUGCUGCCACCGCCGACGCCGCCCUGACAGCCAUCUGGCGCCAAAAAGACGAGAUGACUAUUGCCGAAGUUAUCUGCCAGACCUACCACUAUAUGAUUGUCUACGGCACCAAGUACGGCUACGUCACGUCGGGCGAGGGCACGGUCUUUUUCAUGAUCGUGCCCAAGAGCCCUGAUGCCCUACUCUAUCAUUUUAUCGACCACGCGGUAUUUUUGCAGACGGAGGAUGACCCACUGCGCGUGCCAGCCGCCCAAAUGGCCACGCUGAUUCUCGAGGCGCUUGUUACGGAUUUACGCGACCAGGGAAUUACUACGGCCUUAUUCACCGACCUUCCGCACCGCAGUGCUGAUGAUGCUGACGGUGCUGGUGGUGCUGGCGGCAAUGCAAACAGAGACAGCAGGUCGUCCCGGCCGGUUGUGCUUAUCGAACAUGCCCGGCAAGAAUACUGCACACAGGCAUGCCUACUCGGCCUCCGCCGCGGCGGCCCCCUCGACCCAGCCUGUCCGAACACGUCGGAGCACGCACGUGCUGAGCGCCAGAGGACCGGAGCAGACGGCCGACAGCAACACCACGCUACCAACACGGCGGAGCUCUGCACGAUACUGCUGAAGCAGCUGACAGGCAGCCUCAGCGCCGGCAUCGAGUGUCUGAUGAAGUUCGGCCUAUUUGGAGCCAUCGGCACGCUAUUCAAUAUUACGCUCUGCGGCUAUGGCUACACCUUCGUGGCCAAAGGCGUCCAGGACGCCGACGAGCUGGCGCUCAAACGCGAGGCCGCCUUCUACGCCAGCCCCGUCACGCAGCGCGUGCAGGGCGUGCUGAUCCCCGUCUACCUCGGCUGGCGGCGUAUACCGGAGGCCAUCGACGACGUCGAAAGCAUCGUUCAGGAUAUUGAGGACUCGUUAUAUCGCCACAGCAUUGUUCACGCCGACAUUCGCCUGGCCAACCUGGCGUGGAACAAGGAGCUCAAGCAGGUCAUGGCCUUGGACUUUGACCGCGCGUUUCUCAUGGACGGGCCGUGCGAGGUGUCGCCGCUGCCGUCGAAGACGGUCACGCAAGUGGUGGGCAAAGCGGUGUUUCUGGGAAAGAGGAUACGCGAAGACGCUGCCCUAGCGCGGCUAGCCGUGGGCCAAGCCCACGUUCACGCGGCGCUGCAGCAAGCGCGCGACACCUUUGAGGGCCUCGACUUUUAA
Messenger RNA from Lasiosphaeria miniovina, 2139 nucleotides. RefSeq lists its product as uncharacterized. NCBI's taxonomy places the organism in Eukaryota, Fungi, Ascomycota, Sordariomycetes, Sordariales, Lasiosphaeriaceae. The record is from RefSeq and is a predicted model, not a curated record. The transcript is spliced from 5 exons. Bases 1 to 2139 code for a protein of 712 amino acids.